AUGCAGGUUCCAAUCACCGCCUCUGACCUCGUCGCCCCCAAUGCCGGGUUGCGUGUCUGGGACUUGGAUGAGACUCUAGAUCACGGCAGCCUUCGCCGUGGACGACAACAAGCUGUUCUCAUCGGCAAGGUCAGACGGAGGUGGCGUGCCCUGCAAACUCGAGACAAACCGGAGCUUUUAGCAUUCUUAUCGUACAUUCCCACGACUCCUAACCGCCGAAACACGCACAUAUUCUCCUCCACCGGGGGAUAUCUCGGGGGUCUCUGGCUGGCAGACCCAUCGUUUAUCACGCGUCAAAUGUUCUACGACCUGACUGGACGGAUUAUCCGGUUACCACGCCCCAACCAGCGUUUCCGGAUUUAUCACCUGAAUGAGAACAACAGCACUGGAAUGCUUUUGAGAAAUGACCACGACGAAGUCCGGCCGGGGCGCUACGUCAUCAUGAGCAGCACUGGUCGAGACGUUCCGGCGACAAUCACAUCAGAACAACCAAUUCGGCGUAUACCAUCAACUGAUAGCUCAAGGGACCAACGGACAAACCAGAGGCAUUUUAGGGACGGGCUACAAGCACGCGACGAACAUUGUGUUAUCACCGGCAGAGGGGGCAGACAAGGCCGGCCAAUGGAGGGUUUAGCUGCAUCGCACAUCUACCCCGUUGCCCAGCUGGGAAACUGGAUGCAACAGGGUCACGAACAGUGGAUCACCGAUGAUACUGAUGCCCAUAGAAUCGGCCCGAACAGAAUGUUUUCCUUGCAGAAUGGACUUCUGUUGGAAGCAGGAGUUCACGCCGCCUUUGAUGGGUUUAGCUUUUCGAUUAACCCUGAUAAGGGCUACCGGGUGGUGUGCUUUGUAGAAGAUACUCUUGGAGCGAGCGGGAGGAUUUUGAGUCCUACUACCAGGAAUUGUGACAGGAAUUCUAGUGUCUCCGAUGAAUGUCUUAGGUGGCACUAUCACCAAGCGGUGUUAACCUAUAUGCGAGGCGCCGGAGAAUUAGUCUGGGAUUUAGGCGAUCAUCAUGAAAUGGGAGAUAUGGAGGCUUUGAUCGCGCGAGAAGAUGCGGCUGAGGCUCUAGAGGCUGAAUUUGCGAUGAGGUUAAUGCCUUACGUUGAAGCUAAAUGA
This is a messenger RNA of Aspergillus versicolor CBS 583.65, 1119 nucleotides long. RefSeq lists its product as uncharacterized. The transcript has 5 exons. Bases 1 to 1119 code for a protein of 372 amino acids. NCBI's taxonomy places the organism in Eukaryota, Fungi, Ascomycota, Eurotiomycetes, Eurotiales, Aspergillaceae. The record is from RefSeq and is a predicted model, not a curated record.